Messenger RNA from Pseudoliparis swirei, 6364 nucleotides. It is a transcript of the gene sona, whose product is annotated as SON DNA and RNA binding protein a. The record is from RefSeq and is a predicted model, not a curated record. The coding region runs from base 172 to 4230 and encodes 1352 amino acids. Gene Ontology annotation, molecular function: RNA binding. The transcript is spliced from 11 exons. Lineage: Eukaryota; Metazoa; Chordata; Actinopteri; Perciformes; Liparidae. Gene Ontology annotation, biological process: regulation of mRNA splicing, via spliceosome; regulation of cell cycle.
UAACGUGAGCGGUUAGCACAUUCAGCGAUUAUUUGGUGUCACACAUUGAAUGACUGUAGCCAUUCUGCAUUUUCUACUCAAGGAUCGCAUCCACGGGACAUACACCGGUGUUGAGAGAGCAGCACAGCUGUGACAUUAAGAGCAGUUGACGAGAUCAGGGGCACCGGCACAAUGGACUGUGCAGUGGAUAUCCCCUCAGGUGAAGAUGAGGCACCUGCGAAAGACGAUAUGCAUGUGAAGGUAGUGAGUGAGCCACCUCCCAAGAAAAACAAGAAGCACAGAAAACACAAGAGCAAAAAGAAGAAGAAAAAGAGGAAGGGGGAAAAGGAAAGCAGUUCAGAGACUGGUGCUGAGUCGGAUGUCGAUCCAUCAUCGACUCCAAACCCUGCCAGGACCAUCAGAGCCAGGAACCUCCCCGAAAAAGAUUUGCUAGCCGUUAGCCACGUUCUAAACAGAACUGAACUAGGUGCUAGACUGGCAGCAUCUGUAGGAACUGAAGACCAAGCUGGGCUGAAGGAGGAGGGGAAAAGGGAUGUAAUUACAGAUCGCACAGAUACAGAGGGAGAUUCAAAAUCCAAAAAACACAAAAGACACGCUGCCAAGAAGAAGAAAAAGAAGAAAAAGAAAGACGAAAAGAAAUCCCCAUCUCGCUCUCCAUCCGAAAGCAGCUCAGCUUCAGGCUCUGACUCUGAAGGUGAAGGGGUAAAAGUGGCUGCUGAUGGAAAAUACUCUCCAGCUGCAGCGUCUGACCUGCAAGAACCAGUCUCUAAACUUGUUUUAAAUAGCAAACGAGGAGAUAAAUAUGAAUUGCUUGGGGUGAAGAAAAAGGAGAUAUCAGAUAUGGAUGUGUCAGCAUCUGGAGAGAAGGGCAGCAAUACCAAUCAAACAGAAAAGAAUAUGAGAUCGCUCUCUGCGGGCCAUGAUGAGAUGACAGAAACGGCAACAGUUAAGACUGAGGGUAGUCAGGAGGGUACAUUCAGCCAUGCCCAGGAACUCCCUGACAUCAUCCCUAAACUGGAAGGUGCUACCCCAAGAGAUGAGCCAGGCCUGAAAGACCAGGCCAAUUCAGUUCAGAGGGCUGAGCUGAUUGAGCGCGAUUCUUCCAGAUGCAGGUCUCUUUCCCCUCCCAAGGGCCUAGGAAUUAAGAGGUCUGGUUCAAGUCAUAGUCACUCGCCAACACCUAGUCCUACUUGGCAGCAGGCUGGGCAAACAGCAGUAGCACCAUCAAAAGAACGGUCGAGAACCCAUUCCAGGUCAACCUCUAAAGAAAAACGGUCUAUAACUCCUCUAAAGAGACGGCAGCUAUCCCGCUCUCAGUCCCCUAGAUCUAAGAGGAAGUCUCUCUCCAAGUCCCCAAAAAGGAACAUCUGUCAGUCCCGGUCCACCUCUCGCUCCCUCACCCCCAAGAAGAAGGUGCCAAAGUCUCCAAGGAAGUCCAAGUCUCCUAAACGUCGGAGGAGUUCAUUGUCUGUUUCUCCCAAGCGACGCAGAGGUUCCCGCUCUCCUAAAAGAAAGUUGUCACGAUCCCCUAAAUGGGGUGGCCGCAGGUCUCCCUCUCUAUCGCGGUCUCCAAGGAGAAGUCGAAGGCACUCCAGGGCCCGCUCACCGAGGCGAUAUGGUGCAGUUGGCAGGCGUUCACGGUCACGUUCUGUCGCCAGAAAGCGCCGCUCCAUUUCAAGAUCAAGGCGCCCUGUUCGUCGGUCCAGGUCACCGGCAAGACGCGCAGGAGGUAGGCGCUCCAGGAGUCGAUCCGUGUCUCGGCAUAAGAGGUCACCUCCGCCCAGAUCCCGCCGCUCACGCUCUCGGUCGCUCCGCAGGGGCAGGCGUACUCGGUCACGUUCCGUUGUUGUCCUUAAGCACAACCGGCACUCCAAAUCUAAGAGUCCCUGCAAACGGACCAAAUCCAGAACCCCUCCCUCCCGACGCCGCUCCGGUUCCCCGACCAGGAGAAAUCGUUCUCCACCAUGGUCUGGCAAACGCUCAAAAUCUCGCUCGCUGUCUCGAAUGCGUAAGUCUAAGUCAAAGUCCCACUCACCCCCACCUGUCAAGAAGAAGUCAGAAUCUCCCAGGAGGAGUGAAAGAAGAUCAAAGUCUAAAUCCCUUUCGGUGGGCUUAAACAGAUCUAGAUCCAGGUCGGAGUCGAGUGAUGUCCGGUCUAACAACUCCUCCCCAGCCAGAUCCACAGUACCGUCUCCUGUUAAAGAGGUGAAGCCGUCCACCCCUGAAGUUCAGACGGCUGUGAAAAUUGGAGGAUUUUCAGCUACACCAGGUGCUUGGAAACCCAUGCCCGCAGCAGAAGUUGCCCCCAGCCCCCAAGCGGAGAGCUCCUCGGAUACGUUGCCAGAGUCGCCGCCUCAGGCGCUUUCUCCCAACCAUGACAAGGAACAGAGGGAGUGUGUCGACUCAACCAAUGAACAAGAGGUGUCCAUGUCUGGUUCAGGAGAGCCCGGCGCUGCUCCAGAUCGGUCAGAUCUUUGGGAAGCAUCGGAUGAAGAAAAGGAGCCUUCCCCUCCAGUUAAGCAGCGGUCCAAGUCCCGCUCACCUCCGAUAGAAAGGAAACUGUCCCGCUCACCUCCGAUAGAAAGGAAACUGUCCCGCUCACCUCCGAUAGAAAGGAAACUGUCCCGCUCACCUCCGAUAGAAAGGAAACUGUCCCGCUCACCUCCGAUAGAAAGGAAACUGUCCCGCUCACCUCCGAUAGAAAGGAAACUGUCCCGCUCACCUUCGGUAGAAAGGAAACUGUCCCGCUCACCUCCGAUAGAAAGGAAACUGUCCCGCUCACCUUCGGUAGAAAGGAAACUGUCCCGCUCACCUUCGGUAGAAAGGAAACUGUCCCGCUCACCUUCAGUAGAAAGGAAACUGUCCCGCUCACCUCCGAUAGAAAGGAAACUGUCCCGCUCACCUUCAGUAGAAAGGAAAUUGUCCCGCUCACCUUCGGUAGAAAGGAAACUGUCCCGCUCACCUUCAGUAGAAAGGAAACUGUCCCGCUCACCUCCGAUAGAAAGAAAACUAUCCCGCUCACCUUCAGUAGAAAGGAAACUGUCCCGCUCACCUUCGGUAGAAAGGAAACUGUCCCGCUCACCUUCUCCACCACAACGAGCAAUACCCAAGUCCACAUCCCGAAAGAAGCCGUCAAGGUCUAAGUCUCCUGUGAGGAAAAGAGAAUCCGUCUCUCCACCGGAGAGGAAGAAACGACGGUCUAAGUCUCGAAGUCCUGCCCGGCGUAAGAAGUCGCGCUCCCCCGCCAGGCGUAAGAGAUCACACUCCAAGUCACGGACCAGAAUCCGGCGUUCCAAGUCCCGCUCGCCAACCAGGAAGAGACGAUCCCGCUCACCCAAUCCUCGUGGAAGGAGGAGGUCCAAGUCCAACAACAGGAACAAGCGAUCCAAGAGCCGCUCCACUGGCCGCAGAAAAAGAUCAGUCGACAGAAGCAGGCGCUCGCGGUCUCGUUCUGUUGGUCGCAGACGCAGGUCUAGGUCACGGGGUCGAGGCAGGCGCCCGGUGUUCCGCAGUCGUUCGUUCGAUAGGCGAGACAGGUGGAAACGAGAACCCAGCCACUCUCCAGUUCUCAUUCUCCGCAAACAGCGCCGCUCAGGGUCCCGGGCACGACGCAGCACCAGCAAGACUCCUCCACGCCUCACCGAACUGGAUAAGGACCAGUUACUGGAGAUAGCCAAAGCUAAUGCUGCUGCAAUGUGUGCUAAGGCGGGGGUGCCCAUUCCCGAGAGUCUUCGACCGAAAGCCAUCCUCCAGCUCCCUCUACCCACUCCAUCUCCUGCUCCUCUCUCCUUACCACUACCGUUACCUCUCCCAAUGGGCAUGGGGAUGGGCAUGGGCAUGGGGAUGGGGAUGGGGAUGGGGAUGCCUAAUAUGGGGCAGAUGGGGAUGUCCCAUAUUCCAGGAAUGCCCAGCAUGACAAACAUCACCAUGAGUGCCGCUAUGGCAAGUAUGACAGCAGCUACGAUGACCGCUGCCUUGACCAACAUGGGUGCCCUCGCGUCCAUGCCACCCCUUGCCCCGCUGCCUACCAUCACUAACAAGCCUCCACCGUGUCUCGCUCCCCCAAUGCCAACCCUCAACCUGGACCACAUCCAGGAAGCAAAGAGAAAGGUCACUCAGCAGGCCAACAUACACACCAUAAAGGAGCUUACUGAGAAGUGUAAGAUGAUUGCGAAUAGCAAGGAGGAGAUGGCAAUCGCUAAACCCCAUAUCUCAGAUGAUGAGAGCUAAAACCUCCACGCUCUUAAGCCGCUUCCCUCAAAGGACUGAAGAGAAGCAUCGCACACGCUUUACAGGAGGACCGACCUUCCCACAGUUCCCUUUGGCAGCCAGAUGACCUGACUGAGCCUCAUGAACCACCGCCACCAAGAAGAAGAGCAUCCACGUUGUCACAAUCAGGCAUACGGGCCGCAGCCACUGCCCCACCCAGCUCCCCAGUUUGUUUCUGUCGGUGUGCGAGAGAGAGAGAGAGAGAGACUGGCAGACUGUCAACUGUGAUGCCACUGAGUAAGCUGGACGCACAGUUGUAUGACUGUAUAGUGAGUGCGAGUCGGUGUGUGUGUAUAUAUGUAGUGACUUUGACCACCUCGAUGUUGCUGCUCAUUUAAGCGGUCACUGAAGAAAGAGGAAACAAACCAAACAAACAAGUGGCGCAAGUGUUUUUGUAAAAGAUUAGUUUCUCUAAAUUUUAUUUACUUUUAUGCUUUCUAAAAUAAUGUUAAGUGGAGACUGCUUCCUUGUUCAUCUGUAUUCCCCUUGGUUAUCUUUAGUGCCCGGUUUUAUGAACAAAUGAUGCAGAGAAUGUUUUGGUAGAUACUCGAAUGUCAUUGGUUGUCAAAAGCCUGGCUGUCCAGGGUGAGAGUGACCACAUGUGCAUCCUGGAACAGGGUGUCAGAUUUUAUUAUUUUGAAGGGAUGGCUUCAAAAACAAAAUGUAACUAAUUCAGUUGGCUGUGCCCAGGGUGUUGUUUCCGUUCCCUUUAUUUUAAACGGCGCCAACCUACCUAGUCUCGACUCUGUCAUGGUCUUUCUUUUGGGCUUUGUUGGGAUUUUUUACCAAUCUGGAAACGUGUUUGCUGUAGAUUUACAUGGACAUUUCAUCUGCUACUCUUAACACCAACAUCCUAACAUGCAGUGGUGUGUGUUUAGCAGAAUGCUAUAAUAUAUAAUUUAAGAUUCACAAAAGGCAAUUUGUUGGGAAUUUCCAUCAUGGCAUUUUAGAACAAGAAGACAUUUGGGCAAGUAAAAUACAUUCGAAAGAUCUGUUUCUAUCUUUUGUCAUUUGAGUUUGAGAGCAAUGCUGGUUGAUGACAGUCUUGUAGAUCCCAGACGGUGGGACCGUGCCAACAGAACCAUAACACCCAUAACCCGAUUCAGAUCUCAACUCAGAUUUAAUUGGACCUUCAGCUGAAUGAGUUAUUUUUUUAUCCUGGUAAAAUGUAACUUCCUUUAAACUUUACGUUAAAUGGUAAUUACUAUUCAUUUAUAAGAUCAUUUCUAGUUCACUGAUAUGAUACUUGAUAAACAAUAGGUAUUUAAUAAAAAUACACUUUAGAUAUGCUUUUGCCUCUUUCUUGCUGUUUACAUUAUUAAAACAAUUUCGAUUGACUUUUAUAGAGGCACGCACAGAGGACAUAAUCCAUGUUGUGCUGCGGGGUGACAGAUUACUUCUAGUAGUGUUAGAGUCGAGUAUGUAGGUUUUGUGGAUUAGACAAUCAGUUUCUCGGUCUCAAGAUGCUUUUCUUGAAAGAACUAUAACCAAAUUGAAUGUCUAGCAGCACUGUCUUCAGGUGGCCAAUAGGAGAGAAAUAAGAUGACUACAAACAUCACACAAAACCCAACACGCCUUUUCCAUUUAUUCCAUUGACGCAUUUAAUAUCGGCUUGACUCGUAAAUGUUUCUUUGGCCCCGAGUCUUCUGCGUGAGCUGCUUCUUGGUAAGCGGGGUCCAUGUUUCAGUGAAUGCUUUUGUCCCGUUGGAUAACUGAAGAACAAAUGUACUUGGUGCUUUUGGGGAAACUGGCAGGAGUGAGGUUUUAAGGAAUGUUCCACUCGUAACUCUUUUUUUGGGGGGGGGGGGUCCAUUUUGAUCCAUCGUCCUUUUGUUGACUUCUCACACCCGGGGCUGUUAUACUGUGGAAGAUCAUCGGUCACGGUUUUGCCGAACUGUAACUAUACUGACUGUACCAAAAGUGUAGUUGGGCUGUUGGAUUGAUUCCCUGGGGUAAUCUUUAGCUAUUUUAAUGACAGCAAAAAAAAGAGAAGAAAAUGCAUUUUAGGAUUCUUUUUGUGGGGGGGGGGGCAUUUAAAUAUGACAUUGCCUGCUUUGUACAUAAAUGUGUUGAUUAAAAACCUCAAUGAUCUGUA